Lactuca sativa (garden lettuce) is the source of this 775-nucleotide messenger RNA. Its product is annotated as LYR family of Fe/S cluster biogenesis protein. Gene Ontology annotation, cellular component: mitochondrion. The record is from RefSeq and is a predicted model, not a curated record. NCBI's taxonomy places the organism in Eukaryota, Viridiplantae, Streptophyta, Magnoliopsida, Asterales, Asteraceae.
UCUCGUUUAAGAUUUUUGGGGUUUUUUUUCUUAAGAACCCUCGACCUAUGCCUUCUCGUUGGUUCAACUGUGCAUAGCUCUCCUUCAUCCUUCACGAUUUCUCCUCAGGCUUCCAUAUCCUUAAACUUUUGAACAACCGCUGACCUUCUACGAUCUCCGCCGCCAUUCCUUCUAGACUGGAACCUCCAUCUGCCCCUGCCUCCUGAUAGGAGUGCACUGCAGGAGAUAGUCAAUUAUGGUCGUCUCCUUUGAUUUGCAAACUUUCAUUUUACGUGCUCGAGUGCUGAAGCUGUAUAGACAAGCAUUACGAGUUGCUAAAAGAGCACCUCCUCAUACUAAAGGAGAAUUGAUGCAAACAGUUAGACAAGAAAUGGAGAAGAACAAAGAUUGCAAUGACAAGCAAAAGAUUCGUUACUUGAUUAGUGAAGGAAUGGAGAGACUGAAGGGUUUAGAUGAGAUGCUUGAUAUGCAAGGCCAUUGACCAUCAACUUUGACUCUCACAUCCAUUUUAGUCAACUCAACGGAAGUCAAAAUAUCUGCAAUGCACCUUUGGAUCUUAUGGUUUGAAGGAGAUGAGAAACUUUGGUUAUUUAAACAUAUUAUUGAAUUUGUAAAAGAUCUGGCUUGUUGAACAUGAGUUUAAAGGAGAGCAAGCAACUCUUAAUAGGGGAAAUUGUAGGAAAUAGCAAUGCACUAUACUCUUGCUAGCAAUAUAGGUUGUUUCCUUAUAUUUUUUGCCAAUAAUAAUAACAUAUGAGAGGUUCUUUACCCAUAA